UCGACGCUGAUUGGUUCGCGGGCGGGUUUUCGCUGCAGUUGAUGUCAUCCACUGACAAGGCUCCCCGAGAGACACAGCGCGAGCCAGAGAGAGAGGGAUAGAGAGAUAGAGACAGUCAGACAGACAGAAAUUAAUAUCGCGUUGACUUAAAUAGUCCGUUCCUUGGCGAUAUAAGUCGAUGACAGCAAGUCAGGGCUUUAUAAAACACUCAGAAAUAACCUCUAAAGGGAAAAGCCGCCUCUGUAAUGUCUUGUUGUGCCGUCAUUCACCGCUAAGGAAACACCAGUCUCCGUGUUUUGGUAAAGGCUGUCAGCAUACUCAGCUAUAAAAGACCCGUCAGACCAUGAACUACGUGGGCCAGUUAGCAGGCCAGGUGUUCGUCCAGGUCAAAGAGCUGUACCGAGGCCUCAACCCUGCCACCCUUUCUGGCUGCAUUGACGUCAUUGUAGUGAGACAGCCUGAUGGAUCGCUGCAGUGCUCGCCGUUUCACGUCCGUUUUGGCAAGAUGGGUGUCCUCCGGUCCAGAGAGAAAGUGGUGGACAUGGAGAUUAAUGGAGAACCAGUGGAUCUACAUAUGAAGCUUGGGGACAAUGGAGAAGCUUUCUUUGUGCAAGAAACAGAAAACGAUCAGGAAGUGGUUCCCUCCUACCUGGCCACCUCUCCGAUCUUGUCAGACGGGGCCUUUAUGAUGAGCUCCUCCCUGAUGGGCAAGAAGAGCUCUGGGGGGCCGCCCAUACAGACCCUGGGCUCCACAGGGAGCACGGGAGAGACUGGUGGCGUGAUGAUGAAGAAGAGGAGAAAGAGGAGGAGGAAGGCUCGGGCGGACAGCGUGAGGAGGGAGGAGAGCGGAGACUACUCCGAGGGCGAAGACAUGUUCACCAUAGACAUCAGCUCAGAUGAAGGGACGGAGAUGGAGAGCAACAGGCAGAGUGCAACAAGUUCAGGCAUGAUCUCUGAGGGUCUUGAAAGUCGUUUUGGGAAAUGGGUGAAAAGUGAAAGGAUUUCAUCUCGGGAUGUAUUAAGAGAUGAGACAACCAGCGGCUCUUUCAAACAGACUGGUAUCUACACUCGUUCAGAUGGAGAGUGGAGCCCUAUUCAGAGCCCUGGAAACUCUCGUCCCACCUCUCCCAAGAGUGACUCUGAACUAAUGACCAAGCCAUCAGAUGCAGACAAUCAGAAUCCAGCCAUACACUGGGCGUGGGGAGAGCUGCCACAGGCUGCCACGCCAUCCUUCCUCCCAGUAAAAUCUGAACCUCCACCAGUUUUUCCAGUAUCCAUCCCGGUGUCUGAAAGCACUCACUUCCGUGUGAUAACUCACGAAACGUCUUCAGAACAGUGUGGCCCCUGCUCUGAAAUAUCAGCUCUCAGGCUGCUAAUGACGGUGGAGCACGCCGAGGAAACAGCCGGGAUGGAGUCUGAAUCCGUGAGGAUGGAAUCGCAGACAGUCAGUGCAGAGACGCAGGUUACAACAGCGGAAAGUGUGGCAGCUCGUAUGAUGUCUGAUAUGGAGGAGACAAUGUCUCGUCCAGCAGGCAAAACAGACUCUCCGUCCAAGAGAAAAGACAAGAGAAGCCGCCAUCUUGGUUCUGAUGGGGUUUACCUGGAUGACAUCACCGAGCUCGAGCCUGAAGUGGCGGCCCUUUAUUUCCCUAAGAGUGACGGCGGCGCAGCAGUGAGGAGCGUCUCAGACCCCGGCCUCCACAGCACCAGUCUGUCCCCACAGUUGGUCAGCUCUGGAGGAGACAGCGGAGUGGACAGCUACUGCGACCCCAUGGGCGACUUGCCAUCUAUCACCAUCUCUUUGUGUGGAGGACUCACCGACAACAGGGAGAUCACUAAAGAGCAGUUUCACGAGAAGAUGAUCUCUUACCAGCAGUUUGCAGAAAACCCCUCCAUCAUCGAUGACCCCAACUUAGUGGUGAAAAUUGGCUCCAAGUACUAUAAUUGGAACACUGCGGCUCCACUUAUGCUGGCUAUGCAAGCCUUUCAGAAACCGCUGCCAAAGGCUGCAGUGGAGAACAUCAUGAAGGAGAAGAUGCCCAAGAAAGGAGGGAGGUGGUGGUUCUCCUGGCGAGGCAGAAACAGCAGCACCAAAUCGGAUUCAAUAUCUGAGCGUGGGGCCUGUGGCUCUGCUGAGCAGGAUGGGGAAAUGACAAGCAGACAUAAAGAAGAGUCGUCCUCCAGCGAUGAAGACCACAGGGCAACCAAACAGAGCUCUUCCACUGUCCAAUCAGAGCCUGGGCUCACACUAGGAGGCGUGUCUUAUAAGAAAACACUCCGACUCACAUCAGAGCAGCUGCUGUCUCUCCAGCUGCAGGAUGGUCCUAAUGACGCUGUGUUCAGUGUGACCACUCAGUACCAGGGAACCUGUCGCUGUCAGGGCACCAUCUACCUGUGGAACUGGGACGACAAGAUAAUUAUCUCAGACAUAGAUGGAACCAUCACCAGGUCAGACACAUUGGGUCACAUCCUGCCCACGCUGGGGAAAGACUGGACUCACCAGGGCAUUGCUCACCUCUACCACAAAGUCAGCCAAAAUGGAUACAAAUUCCUGUACUGUUCAGCACGAGCUAUCGGCAUGGCUGACAUGACCAGAGGUUAUCUCCACUGGGUCAAUGAGAGGGGCACCAUGCUCCCUAUGGGUCCUGUCCUUCUCAGCCCGAGCAGCCUCUUUUCAGCUCUGCACAGGGAGGUUAUUGAGAAGAAACCAGAGAAAUUUAAGGUGGAGUGUCUAAACGAUAUCAAGAAUCUCUUCUACCCCAACAAACAGCCGUUCUAUGCAGCGUUUGGCAACAGACCAACGGAUGUAUAUUCCUAUAAAGAAGUAGGAGUGCCACUGAACAGGAUUUUUACAGUCAACCCAAAAGGCGAGCUAGUGCAGGAACAUGCCAAGACCAACAUCUCAUCUUAUGUACGUCUGGGUGAGGUGGUCGACCACGUGUUCCCUCUGAAAAUGCGAGCCUCCUCCUCAGACUUCCCCUGCUCGGACACCUUCAGCCACUUUACCUACUGGAGGCAGCAGCUCCCCCGGGUGGAGCAUCAAGGAACUACGCCACCACAGACUCCCAGUCCUGGCAGCUGACUACCUGUGGCCUGCUGAGUAGCUUCCUAGCAGGCAAAGCACGGACUGACUGACAUGUGCGUGAGAUGUAGCAGUCAUUUGAACAGUGAUGGUUACAUGUGUGUGAUAUGAAUUUGUAGAUUUUUGUAGAAGAUGGAGCACUUUUAGUGCACAGCAGAGAGCUACUUAAGUAGAUUAAUCUGCUGUGAAUACACAUAACGCACAAGAUGGAUGUAAACGCACUUUUAUGAAAAGAUUGCAUCUGUAGCCUUCCUAGAUGUAUGUAUAUGAGAAAUUAUAGUAAGUUAUUCAGGCAGCUUAGCACAUAUCAUAUUUUGAGUGAGUGUUGACAUUAUUUCAGUAGUUAGACUCUCUAGUCUAUUUAUGCAGACAGUUGUAUAGUAUUUAACAGACGAUAUAAUCUGUUCACAAGUGUAUCAUAUAGAACACAACCAUACUGUGCAGAAAUGCAAGUUACUUCAACUUGUGCCAAAUACUCAUUGUAGAAUUUAUUUUCUUACUCUUAACUUUUUCAGUCAAGACUGUUACAGCUCCUCAAUCAGCAUGAAAAUGAAUAUAUAGACAUGCAGGCGAGUAUUUACUUUAUAGCAACGUGUGUGUGUGUGUGUAAUCUAUUAUUCUUCUCUCGUUUAAAGUCAGUAUUAGUUAUAUAGUACAUUGAAACGUGUUACAGAGCACAAUGGAUGAAUAAACGCCGGUGUAGCUUGAUAUUAAGGACAAGAAUCCUGACAGAAGGUACAAUAUAGAGACAGUUUAUAGAACCAGUGUGUAGGACUUAGUGACAUCUAAUGGUUGCAGGUUGCAACACCGCUCGUUUCUGUAUUUCACCAGCUGGGAAUGAGAACGGGCUGCAAAGUGUGUAGGAGAAACUACGGUGGCUGAGAAAUAUAUUCAGGUGAUUAUACACUAAUGGAAAUACCUUAGUGUACCUAUGAAUAUUAUAUUCAAUUUCUACCAAUAGAUCCUCCUAAAUCUUACACACUGGACCUUUAAAAUUAAUUAUUUAUUGCUGCUGACAAGAGAACAGAAACCACAACACAAUCUUUAAUGUUCGUAACCAUCAGUUAUCUCUCAAAAUCAAUGAGUAACUGAUGCAAAUUGCUGAAUUAUUUUGAUUUUUCGGUUGAAAUCACAGUCUCUGUUGCAGAAUGUCAUUUCUGUGAUGACCUUCAUGAAACAUCUUUUAAUUUAUCCACACAGUUACAGUUCCUAUUGAUAAUCUAGUCUAUGAGACUGUGGAACACCUGUCUAAGUGCCAUUAAGUAUAUUUUAUUUAUUCACCUGAUUCUAUACUGACUGAUACGUGUAGUUUACACUUGUGUGUUAACAUACACCCAUUUGUUAUUUUACUGUAGAGUUACUGCCAUUCCCUUGUAAUGUCACUUAAAGCAAAACCCAAAUCUGAAAACGCUUAUCAGACUUUCCACAGCUUAGAGAGGAUCAUAUGUUUGACUUUUCUCUGAGUAACAGACACUUGAAAAGGGAUCUGUUUUCCUUAUAAUCCCACUGCUAACCUGAAGUCAUAUACAGUAUAUGAGCAGGAGCUGCUAUCAUGGUGACCUGCAAAUAAACUACCCGAACAGUAUCAUUCAUCACAGGAGGUCUGAGUCAGCUUAUGACAGAAGAUGUGUAUAUAAUGCUUGAACACUGUUAUUAUUCUUUCCAUGAAAGAGCUAAAAUAGCCUAAAAGUGUGAUAUAUUUGCCUUAACUGUGAACAAUAUGCUCAAUAAUUUGUUCAUUUACUCCCUCCAUUUCCUCUUUUGACCAGUUCACUGUUAAAUUGGUGUAAUUAACCUCAAUAAAAAAAUGCCUUGGUACAUCAA
Dicentrarchus labrax (European seabass) is the source of this 4906-nucleotide messenger RNA. RefSeq names its product lipin 1b (gene lpin1b). Gene Ontology annotation, cellular component: mitochondrial outer membrane; nucleus. Lineage: Eukaryota; Metazoa; Chordata; Actinopteri; Moronidae. The record is from RefSeq and is a predicted model, not a curated record. Gene Ontology annotation, biological process: cellular response to insulin stimulus; triglyceride biosynthetic process; positive regulation of transcription by RNA polymerase II. Bases 344 to 3082 code for a protein of 912 amino acids. The transcript is spliced from 21 exons. Gene Ontology annotation, molecular function: phosphatidate phosphatase activity; transcription coactivator activity.